AGCGCAGCGCGGCCUGCGACGGGGACCAUGGCCAUCGACACAGCAAUGGAAGCGCCCGAAGAGAAGGAGAAAGAGGGGCGGGAACGGGAGCAAGAGGAGCAGGAUGCAGUAGUAGCAGGAACAGAAGGAGCAGCAGCAGCAGCGCAUACGGGGCCCUCGCUCGUGCUGAUCAUGGGCAUGCGCUCGGCGGGCAAGACGACGCUGGGCAGGCUGGCGGCCGAGCACCUGCCCGGCCACGUUGCCUUUCUCGACGCCGACGACGAGUUCUGCCGGCUGCAUGCGCCCCACACGCCCAAGACAUUCGUCGCUGCGCACGGCUGGCCUGCGUUUCGCGCGGCCGAGACAGAGAUCCUGCGCAGCGUGCUUGCGGCGCAUCACCCCCAGCAGCAGCAGCAGCAGCAGCAGCAGCAGUGCCGCCAGCCCAGCAAGCUCGUUGUCUCGCUCGGCGGCGGCGUCGUCGAGGAGCCAGCGAACCGGGCGAUGCUCACGGCGGCCUGGAGUGGCGCCGACGGCCUGCUCGACGUCGAGAAGCGCACCGCCGUCGUGCACGUCUUUCGCGAGGUCGACUACGUCGUGCACGAGGCCGACGGCCGCCGUGCGGGCGCCCGUGCCAAGCCAGCGUGGGUCGGCGUCGGUGGGGCCGAGGAGGUGUGGGCCAGACGGCGGCCCUGGUUCCGAGAGUGCUCAUCGCACGAGUUUGUCAACUUCACCGAGCCAGGCGCCGGCGACGAGGCCGAGUCGUCGCUGCAGGCCCGGCUGCGCUUCGAGGCCGUCGAGCGCGACUUUGUCCGCUUCCUCGCCCGCCUCGUCUCGUCCUUUUCCGGCCGGGGAAAACCGAUGUUUGGCGCGGCAGACGACGGUAACGACGCCGCCGCCGCAGCCACCGCCGCCGCCGCCCGGUCCUACCUCGUCACGCUUCCGUUUGCAGACCUGUACCCGCACGUCGCCCACCUGCGCCAGCUGUCGACGGGCGCAUCGGCCAUCGAGCUGCGCGCCGACCUGCUCGUCGACCCGACGCCCGACUCGCGCGCAGGCGGCAGCAACGAGGCGUACGAGAACCCAUCGCUGUCCUACCUGUCUGAGCAGGUCGGCCUCGUCCGGCGCCACCUCGCCGAUCUGCCCCUCGUCUUUAGCCUCCGCACGCCGGCCCAGGGCGGGCGAUACCCAUACCCGGCCGAUGCGCCCGCCUCGGCGCUGUUCCGGUCGCUGCACCAUGCGCUCAAGCUCGGCGUCGACUGCCUCGAUGUCGAGCAGGGCCUGGACGCGGCCAUGACGCAGCGCCUGCUCAGCGAUGCCGGGCGCAGGCAGACGUGCGUCAUUGUCAGCUGGCGCGACACGCUCCCACCUGACCAGGGCGGCUUCGCGUGGGGCUCCCAGCGAGCCACCGAGCUGUACGAGGGCGCAUGCCGGCUGGGCGCCGACGUCGUCAAGAUCGUCGGCACCGCCGGCGACACCAACGACAACUUUGCGCUGCGCCUCUUUGCCAGCGCUGUCUCUGGCGAGCGAGAAAAGGAGACGACGACGAGGCGGCCACGGCGGCCGCCGCUGUGCGCAUACAACAUGGGCUACCGCGGGCGCAUCAGCCGGUUCCUCAACCCGACGCUGGCCAGCAUCACCCACCCACUCGCCAAGACGCUGACGUCCGAGGGCAUCGUGGGCUCGCCCUCGAUGACAUUUCGCGAGGUGCAGCAGGCUCUGCACCUCAGCGGCCUCAUUGAGAGCAGGACCUACGUCGGUCUCACCAAGCGAGACGACGGCGGUGGCAGCGGCGGUGGUGGGCUGGACAGCGACGGUGGCGUGGUGGGCGGUAACAGCAGUCGCGUGACGGGUGACGAAGAGAGCAGCAGGUACGCGGCCUGGUCCCUCGAGCUGGGCCUGCCGUACGCCGCGCGCACCGAGUCGUGCCAGGGCCUGGGCGAGCGCCUCAACUACCUCCUGGGCCACGAGCGGGACCUGAUGGGCCUCUGGCUGGGCGAGGGCGACGAGGUGUGGAAGCGCGACGAGGCCCUGCUCCUGCGCUGCACCACGCUCAGCGAUGAGGUCACAGCCACGCGCUGCAUCGACACCAUCAUUCUCCGCAAGGACAAGCAGGGCUACAAGACGCUCCACGGUCGCAACUGCCUCGUUGAGGCCAUUCGCGGACUCGUCCGCGAGACACUCUCGCCGAGCAUCCACCUCACGCGCAGCAGUCUCGCGGUCGUGCUAGCUUCUAGUGGUCGUGGCGGAUACAGCGGCGGCUUUGAUGACGAUGACACCUACACCUACACCACGAUCAUCACCAACGAAGACGACGACGACGAUGAAAGCGACGAGCAGGACAGUGUCGCGACGAGGUCCGCCGUCUGUGCUCUGCACGGCGCCGGUCUCGAGCGCGUCGUGGUGAGGGACCCUGCCUCUCCCGGCGCGCUUGACUUUGACAGGAGCCCGACGAUUGUCGUGGGCGCCUGCCGAAGCAUGCACCAGGCGCAAAUCGACGCUGCCAAGCUGCUCGCCAACCAACAGGGUGGCCUCUACAUCGAUCUGCUGCGACGAGAUGGCAGUACUGGCUGUGACAUGGUGGAGCGCGUCAAGGAAGCCAAGGACCGCGGCUGGCGACUCCUCGACGAUCGCCAGGUCAGGGAUAGGGUUCAGUCGCAGCGCUUCUUCUCCUUUACGGGCGUCCUCCCUCCAAGUUACUCCUCCUCCUCACCCUCCUCUGUACCAUAUGCUGCUCCUCAACCUCUUCUCUCGCCAUCCCAAAUCUAAUCAAUCGAUC
Molecule: messenger RNA, 2755 nt
Organism: Acaromyces ingoldii
Lineage: Eukaryota; Fungi; Basidiomycota; Exobasidiomycetes; Exobasidiales; Cryptobasidiaceae
Exons: 3
Coding region: 28-2745 (905 amino acids)
Biological process (GO): chorismate biosynthetic process
Molecular function (GO): 3-dehydroquinate dehydratase activity; 3-phosphoshikimate 1-carboxyvinyltransferase activity
Source: RefSeq, a predicted model, not a curated record